Mya arenaria is the source of this 1673-nucleotide messenger RNA. Its product is annotated as multiple epidermal growth factor-like domains protein 10. The record is from RefSeq and is a predicted model, not a curated record. Gene Ontology annotation, molecular function: scavenger receptor activity. Bases 80 to 1516 code for a protein of 478 amino acids. The transcript is spliced from 4 exons. NCBI's taxonomy places the organism in Eukaryota, Metazoa, Mollusca, Bivalvia, Myida, Myidae.
GACUGUUCGGGUCUGGUUGAAAUUGGAUUUAUAUAUUAUAUCUUUGUAUUGCGCAUGAACACAAACAAAUUUUCCCACAAUGGAUAGUAUGUAUAUAGCAUUAUAUUUAAUAACUGUCGUGGCUGGAGAAAGUUGUCCACAUGAAGUUUAUUACCGCUGUUCAAAUUGCGAUACGAAGUCGAUUUGUAUUCAGUGCAAAGUAGGAUUUUGGAACUUAGCCUCGAAUUGUUCAAAUACUUGUAUUUCACAAACGUGUACGUGUACUAGCUAUAAAGAAUGUCUCUCAUGUAAGGACGGACAUUAUGGGAUAGAAAAUAACUGUAAUCGAAAAUGCUCGAAUGGAUGCAAUGGUGAAACAUGUAACUCUGACGGAACGUGUUUGUGUAAGCAUGACUUUACUGGAAAUACAUGUGACUCUUGUGUAGAUGGAAAGUACGGAGCAAAUUGCUCUGUGCAAUGCAGCCUAGGUUGUGAUGGAAACGUUUGCGAAUCGCGUAAUGGAACAUGCAAAUGCCGAAAAAAUUAUAGUGGUGAACUAUGUGAAUAUUGCGUUGCAGGUCACUACGGAAAAGACUGUUCAAAAACAUGUAGCCUGGGCUGCUUUCCACGAACAUGUUCUUUUACUGACGGACAUUGUGAUUGUGACGAAUAUUACACCGGUGAUAAAUGUGAUUCGUGUGUAGAUGGCAAGUAUGGAGCACAGUGCAUCUUGCAAUGUAGCCGCGGUUGUGAGAGUAACACUUGCACUUUAAAAGACGGAUCAUGCAACUGCAGCAUAAAUUUUACUGGUAGAAAAUGUGACAAAUGUAUAAAUGGUCGUCAUGGGGAAGACUGUUCAAAAACAUGUAGUCUGGGUUGCUUAGAAAACAGAUGCUCUGCUAUUGAUGGAAAGUGUGCUUGUAGAGACUUUUACACAGGAGAUAAAUGUGACGUUUGUGUAGACGGGGAGUACGGUGGACAUUGUUUGGAUACAAUGGAACAGACUCAUGUCAACCAAACAAACAAGUUUUCUGCUGGAGCUCUAACGGGGGGAGUAAUUAGUGCUGUAGUAGUCCUCGUUGCUGCUGUUGCUCUAAUUGUUUUCGUCAGACGAAGAUUGGCACUAGUGGAAGCACACAGCCAUUACACCGAUCAAAAUACUACAAAUCCUGGAGGGGAAGCAGCUCAAACCGGACCAUACGAAGCAUUAAAUACCACCCGUACGGAGGAAAGUGACAAUACCUACACAAGGCUGUUCUUAACAGGACAAGCUGAAAUGACAGAACGUGUCAACACUGACAGUAGUGCUAUGAUUAUGUUGAAUGUGAUAGGAGGUAAUCUACCCAAAUCCAACCUUUAUGAAACAUUGAAUGCUACCCGUUUAAAAGAAGAUGACAGCAAUGAUAACUACAGAACGUUGCCAGCGACGGAACAAAUUGGAUAUACGGACUGUGGCAAUUCUGAGAAUAUUUCAAUAAAUAAUCCAACAAUAAGUUCGGAUCCUCACUCAUACGCGAACAUGAUGCUCAAGAAAUGACAGCAUCGGUAAAGAAAUGACAACACACAUAACGUAUGCACACUUCCUAUAACAACAAUAUUGGUUUACUGGUCAAAGAGCCUCAAUUUCAUGACAAUAUACUAAAACACCCAGAAGAAACGUUAACUUAACUACGGUAAAAGUGAUUCCAAUCAAA